Messenger RNA from Ostrea edulis (European flat oyster), 936 nucleotides. RefSeq lists its product as uncharacterized. Lineage: Eukaryota; Metazoa; Mollusca; Bivalvia; Ostreida; Ostreidae. The transcript has 8 exons. Bases 22 to 750 code for a protein of 242 amino acids. The record is from RefSeq and is a predicted model, not a curated record.
AUCUUUAUCAGUUCUGAAAGUAUGAGCAUGUGCUACACAGCGUGGGUUAUAGUCCUUCUCCUGUUACAGUCCUCAGACGUGAAGAAUGUACUCGGUGGACCGUCAGUCCGAUUUCAGGAACAAGAUUGCCAUGAUAAGCUCGGACGGGGUUGUUUCAAAUACACAGAUGACCAGUGCGUUGGGAAGUACACCCUCUGGGCGAGAGAAAACUGUGCACUCAGGUGUGGGUAUUGUCCACAAAAAUUGCCAUGUGUUGAUCAUAUCACAUACUGUGACGAAUACGAAGAAAGACUUUGUACUGAAGAACGGUAUGGGCAAUAUAUGAGAGAGAACUGCAGAAAAACCUGCAAUUUAUGCCAAAUCCCCACAGAAUAUUUAACAUUACCAACAACGAUGUCCACUACUGCUGUUUCCAGUUGGUGUUAUGAUAACGUCACCGAUAAUUCGUGUUGGUAUUAUGGAGACGAGCAGUGUACUGGUAGAUAUGAAUUGUGGGCCAGGAAGUUUUGUCCCUACCGCUGUGGAUAUUGUCCAGAUGCAGUACCCCCAUGUGAAGACGCAAUAUCAUAUUGUGGAUCCUUUGAUCGCUCUCUGUGCACCCAGCCAACGUACGCUGCCUAUAUGAGAGAGAAUUGUAGGAAGACGUGUCAACUCUGUUCAUAUCCGGGAAAAAUCCUUCCACCGAAUACCUCCCCAUCAGAUCCCAGCACGCCUGUAACAGACGAGAAGAUACCACAAACUUUCGGAUAGUCAUGAGAAACAAAUACAAUUACACUAAAUAGUUUUUGAGUCGACUCGCAUAGCGAGCUACUCCUUGGCAUCUCGUCCGUCCUGCGGAUUCACCGCUUCACUACCACCUUAGCUCAUACGCAAUUGAAUAUAGUUUGACUGACAGUGUAUGUUUUAUGAAAUAAAAUCAUUGCCGUGCACAUAAAA